Toxorhynchites rutilus septentrionalis is the source of this 986-nucleotide messenger RNA. RefSeq names its product enoyl-CoA delta isomerase 2 (gene Dci). The coding region runs from base 142 to 930 and encodes 262 amino acids. The record is from RefSeq and is a predicted model, not a curated record. NCBI's taxonomy places the organism in Eukaryota, Metazoa, Arthropoda, Insecta, Diptera, Culicidae. The transcript is spliced from 2 exons.
UCAUAUUGCAUCAAAACAAAAUACACGUAAAUGUUUUGCUCAGUCACCUCGAAUCAACAGAAAAGGGGCGAAAGCUAGAUAACACAAAGCAAGAUAACGUCCGGUCAUAAGUUUGCAACUUGCAAACAGUGAUAACGCGCCAUGGCCGCAAGACUGCGUCCAGCUCAUCUGCUGAUCGAACAAUUCGGAUCUGUGCGGCGGAUAAGCAUCAAUAAUCCCCGCAAGAAAAAUGCCAUCAACUUGCAAGCUUAUAGCGACUUGGCAGAUGAACUAAACGCUGCAGACGAGGAUGAAAGCGUAACGGUGGCGGUCCUGACGGGAGUUGGAGAUUUCUACAGCUCCGGCAAUGACAUCAGUGCUCUGAUGUCCAGCGAUAAGACGAUCGAAGAGCGGCUGGAAUCUUCCAACAGCCAUUUGACCCGAAUGGUGCGAGCCUUCUAUUCGUUCAACAAGUUGCUGAUCGGCGUCCUCAACGGGCCGGCAAUCGGAGUCGCUGCAACGACGGCAGUGCUAUGCGAUGUUUUAUAUAUGGCCGAUACGGCUUAUAUUCACACGCCAUUCACUGCUCUGGGGCUCUGUGCGGAGGGGUGUUCUUCGUACACGUUUCCCAAGCUGAUGGGCCGCAGUAAGGCGUCGGAAAUGCUGCUACUGAACCAUCGCAUGAGUGCCCAAGAAGCAUUGGAAUUCAACGUUGUUGCGGAACUGUUCAAGCGCGAAGAUUUCGAAUCGAAGCUUUGGCCGAGGAUUCUUCAGUACGGGAAGCUUCCUGUUGGAUCCAUCAAAGCGACAAAGCAGCUUAUGAGGAAAUUUGAGUCGGAUAAACUCGAGGAAGCUAAUGAGCGCGAAGCGCAAGUACUGGCCAAACGAUGGUUUACUGAGGAAGCUAUGCAAGCGAUUGUGAAUUUUAUGUCGCGCAAAAGUAAGAUGUAACGUCACUUACAUUCCAUUCUUUUAGAAUAUAGUUGACCUCGAUGGACGCAUUUUCA